Xiphias gladius (swordfish) is the source of this 3287-nucleotide messenger RNA. RefSeq names its product RUNX family transcription factor 3 (gene runx3). The record is from RefSeq and is a predicted model, not a curated record. Gene Ontology annotation, biological process: neuron differentiation; regulation of cell differentiation; hemopoiesis. Lineage: Eukaryota; Metazoa; Chordata; Actinopteri; Istiophoriformes; Xiphiidae. Gene Ontology annotation, molecular function: DNA-binding transcription factor activity, RNA polymerase II-specific; ATP binding; RNA polymerase II cis-regulatory region sequence-specific DNA binding. The transcript is spliced from 6 exons. Gene Ontology annotation, cellular component: nucleus. The coding region runs from base 893 to 2110 and encodes 405 amino acids.
UUCAGCCUCGCGGCUCCCUCCUGCGCCCCAGAGCCCUGCCACAGCGGAUAACUUGAAAGGAAACUGGAGCGACAGGACAAUUCCCUCUAUCCCACAGUAGCGUUGUUUUCGUUUUUCGUGGGAAGAUCCAACCAGGAUAAAGUUGCGAGAACUUCUGCGCACGAAAGGGACACUGAUAUACUUCAACUUCAGUUUGACUGUAGAUAUUCGGGUUCGAGAAUUUGAGUUUUACGGUUCUUUUUUUUUUUUUUUUUUUCGUUGUUGUUGUUGUUGUUGUUGUUUUUCCCAGCGGAGUCUGAGGAGGCGUCUGGCAGUCGCGAUCAUCUGUUUUAAGAACUCUAGUCGAGCAAGGCAGUCAAGCAGGACCGCCUAACUUCUUUUUGCAUCACGUCUGGAUUAUCUGACCACACUGACUGAUUUGCGAUUUCGGAGUGAAAGCUCGGGUAGUUCGGUGGUGUCGGCAUAUCGUACACACGCGGUCGGCACUGUCCGUCAAGUGUGGGACAGAUAAGACCCGCGACAGACGACAGACUCGGCUCUGAGAGAAGUAGGGGAGCGCGCGGGGCUUGUGUCUGAAGUUAGCGAGGAGAGAGCAACGCCGAUGUUCCUCAGGCGGACGCAUCCUGUGCAGAUGAUCUAGGCGCACAGUCACCAGAGUUCACGCUCUCUGUUAAGGUAGCGAGGCUCUCUCCGCUCAGACUUAGUGCGCUCUCGCCUCCAUCCUUCCGCGCUCACUCGGCGGACUCCUGAGACCAUCGGCGCCUGGAGGAAAAAGAAGAGAAAAAAAGAAAGAAAGAAAGAAAAAACCCCCCCCUUUUUUUUCUUUUUUCUCCCCGAGAGUCCUGCUCUUCUGAUACAAACCAGUCAGGUGGCACUGACCCAAGCUGUUGUGAUGCAUAUUCCCGUAGAGCCGCCCACCACCAGACGGUUCACGCCGCCCUCCACGUCCUUCCCCUGCAGUAAGAUUGGAGACGGCAACGGGGCCAUGGCCACCCCGGGGCCCCUCAGGUCAAGACCGGACACGAGGAACGUGGUGGACGUCUUGGCGGACCACGCCGGCGAGCUGGUCCGGACCGACAGCCCAAACUUCCUCUGCUCUGUGCUCCCGUCUCACUGGAGGUGCAACAAGACGCUCCCCGUGGCUUUCAAGGUCGUGGCUCUCGGCGACGUCCCCGACGGGACUCUGGUCACCGUGAUGGCCGGCAACGACGAGAACUACUCGGCCGAGCUGAGGAACGCCUCGGCCGUGAUGAAGAACCAGGUGGCCCGCUUCAACGACCUGCGCUUCGUGGGCAGGAGCGGGCGAGGGAAGAGCUUCACCCUGACCAUCACCGUGUUCACCGGACCGCCACAGGUGGCCACCUACCACCGCGCCAUCAAAGUCACCGUGGAUGGACCCCGGGAACCGCGCAGGCACAGAGUGAAGAUAGAAGACCCCCAGAAGAUGCAGUUCUCGGACAGGCUGUCAGAGAUCGAGCGCUACCAGCGGACUAUGCGAAUAGGCCCAGUGAACAAUAAUCCCCGCCCCAUCCACCAAACCCACCUCGGCACCACACAAGCCCUUUGGCAGGAGCAAAUGGACACCCCCGCUCUGAAGACAUGCAAGGUGGAGGAGGACCUGAGACCAUGGCCAGGGACUACAGAUCUCUUCCAACAGAGGACCACCUUCCCAUCUCUGUCGCCGCUGACUGACCCUCGCUUCUCAGACCCCCGCAUGCAUUACCCCGGGGCCUUCCCUUACUCCGCCAACACCUCCAGCACUGGCAUCAGCGGCCUCAGCAUGUCAGCCUCUUCUAGAUUCCACACCUACCUGCCUCCACCCUACUCGAACAACCAGACCCAGAACUUCCAGUCCAACUCCUACCUGUAUUACGGCACAGGCUCUGGAUCCUACCAGUUCUCCAUGGUGGCACCGGGGAACACCGGGGGCGAGCGCUCUCCCACCCGUCUGCUGUCCUGCUCGGGGGCUGGGGGCACCGGAGGGACCAACAGUCUGAUGAACCUGAACAACCAGAGCGAGGGCGUGGAGGCUGACGGCAGCCACAGCAACUCCCCCACAGCCAUGAGCGCCUCGGGCCGCUUGGAUGAGUCCGUCUGGAGGCCUUACUGACUGACAGACAACUAGACAAUCAGAGCGUGCGGGAGAAGGCAGGGAGGAUAAGUAAAGAGGACGAUGAACAAAAAAAAGCUGAACACUGAAAGUAGAAAACAAACCAAAAAAAGAGAAAUGUUGCAUGUUUGUCUUUUUUUUCUCCGGCACUCGCUUUAAAGACUUUGUGUUUUACCAACUUUCUGUGUUUUACCAACUGUCCCAAAGCCCUUUAUUUUGUAAAUUUUGAGUGAACUCCUGCACUGUGCUGAAACAUGUACUCUUAAGGGACUAUAAAAGCCAUAUUAAUUGUGAUGAUGUUCAGCUGAGACUGUAAAUAGAAGUGAAAGUAAAAACCAGAGAAGCCUUGGUAACAUUUCAGGAUCAUUUGUCUGGUGUAAACAGGUACUCAGCAAAGGCAAAAGAACAAAAGGCAAUGGAGGUAUAAUCAAGCAGUACAGCUGAUGAACUGAAAAACCACAGCAGGACACUCACCAAGCAGACUGUUCAGACUGAUCCAACUCACUUGGUGGGCGGAGAAGAGCGGUACGACUGGAUGUUUGCUCCACGAGUGACUCCGACAUCCUUCUAAGGCAUGGCUGCACUGCUGUAGCAAUCGGUUCUUUUAAGCUUUCAUUUCUGGAAAAUUUGAACACUGCAAAUACUUGGUCACUUGUGAAAACCUCCUCGAAUGCAUUCAGAGCUGUUUCAUGUGCUCACAGUACUUAUGCAGUACCUUAUUGCCUAAUUUAUUAACCAAAUGAACACAAUAGCCUUUGGUGCUAAGGUAUGCAGUGGAUGUUUCAGAACAACCGCUGCGUAUGAGAGAAACUCAUCUUAUCUGUCAGGUCUCACGUGUUUAAGAAACGAAUUGUGCUCUGCUGUGUCAGUGAAUCAAGUUUCAACAGGACAAUGGCUGAUAUUUUGAGGAAUGUAAAAGACUAACACAGAGGAGUGUUUAUUGGUUUCUUUUUUUCUCCAGGAAUAUUUAAGUCCUGUUGUGUCUACUCUUUACUUUUUCUUUAAAUUUCUUAUUCAAGCCCUUUUCUGAAAAAAGAAGUCCUAGUCUGGUAUUUUUCAACUGGAUGACAUGGUUUACUUUUGAUAUUUAUUUGAGCCAAAUUGUGAGGAAAUGUACACAUAUACCCAAAAUCCUUGAGCAUUUCCCGCUACCUUUCCUUUUUAUAUAUAUAUAUAU